This is a messenger RNA of Xenopus tropicalis (tropical clawed frog), 1133 nucleotides long. Its product is annotated as protein kinase C theta type-like. The coding region runs from base 132 to 1133 and encodes 333 amino acids. Gene Ontology annotation, molecular function: protein serine/threonine kinase activity; kinase activity; ATP binding. Lineage: Eukaryota; Metazoa; Chordata; Amphibia; Anura; Pipidae. The transcript is spliced from 10 exons. The record is from RefSeq and is a predicted model, not a curated record.
AGAGAGAAACAUCAGAAGAAGAAGGAAGUGUAGUGAAGAGGCCUUGUAUUCCAGCACAAAGGCCAUAUCCUAAAAACAUCAAGAACUACGAGUUCCAUGUAAAGCUGGGGAAUGGAAACUUUGGCAAGGUUAUGUUGGCGUCAUUGAAGAACUGCGAAGAGAAAGUGGCAAUCAAAGUGAUUCGGAAGCAGCACAAGGAGGGAAAUGAUAUCAGCAGAUUCAUCUUAGCUGAGUCCCGAACUCUCCGGAUCACUGAAGGUUGUCCCUUUCUCUGCCACGGAUAUGCAGCUUUCCAAACUCAGCUGCAUGCUUUCCUUGUCAUGGAGUUUGCAAGAGGAGGAACACUAAAACAACUGAUAAAUAAGGAAGGUGGACUGAAGACGGACAGCAUAAGAUUCUAUUCUGCAGAGAUGAUCAUCGGGCUGCAGUAUCUGCAUUCACGUGGCAUUGUGCACCGAGAUCUGAAACCGGAUAACAUCUUACUCAGUGAUGAGGGACACGUGAAAAUCGCAGACUUCGGCCUGGUUGCAGAAGGAAUGUUUACCAGCGACAGGAAGAAUUUUGAGCCAGUAGGAUACUUCACCUUCAUGGCUCCAGAGAUUUUUUCAGGGAUUGGCUAUGGCGCAGCAGCGGAUUGGUGGGCAUUUGCAAUCACUCUUUGCAAAAUGGCCACCGGAAGAUCACCAUUCUACGAGGGUAUGACGUUGGAGAACCUGAUGUAUUCAGUGUGCUGUAAGGAGCCUUUAUUUCCAGAGGGUGUCAGCGCUGAACUAAAAGAACUGCUACUGGAGCUUUUAGAGAAGAAUCCAGAAAAGCGCCUGGGCACCAAAGGGGACAUAAGGAAACAUCCAUUUUAUAGAUCUAUUGAUUGGACAGCAUUGGAGGGCAAGAAGAUACCACCUCCUUUCCAGCCAAUACCAACUGUGGAUAUCACUGCAGUGUGCAAAGAAUCACUAUCAUUCUUAGAAGAGGCAGACUGCAUCAGUGCAUCAGGUUGUAUAGAAAGGAUUCAGGAUCUCUCAUUCCUGAGUCCCACUUGGGAAAAAUCUGGGGUGCCCUUUUGCCCCCACCAUCUGUCCUCCAAACCUCAGUCCCGCACCAACGGCCUGCCCUCCUUAACCCUCCCCUCCUAG